AAUAAAGUUGUCAUCUUCAAACUGCAUUAUUAUUAUUAUUUGCCUAUGGAACACAUUUAGCCCUUCAAUACAAUUAUUUUUUCAGUAUGGAUAGAGUUUCUGCAACCAUUAAAAAUGAUAGUCAUGAGCUACCACACCCUUGAAUUAUUGGACAGAUUUUAUGACCUAGAGGUACAUAGCUAUUAAUGUAUAUCAUUAUAUAACAUCUUUACUAAAUUAAUAGGUGUUAAAGAGUAAAUAAAAAUCUCAUACAAACAAAAACAUCACGUUAAUCAGCACAGCAAAAACAAAUACACGGGAUCAUAUACAGACGCUGGAAUCGCCUCAGCCAACAACAGCAGGUACACAGCAAUAAUAAACAUUAACUAAGCGGCACGUGCCGCUUCCAGAUUACCGUUCAUUGAUGUAUUUGGAGGAUCUUAAUGCACCAAGCAUCAGGAUUGGUCAGUCCAGUUCCGCAAAUCGGAGGGAUUAAAACAGAAAAAUCAGUCACUGAAGAACGGAUCAAAGUCUCCGAUGUCCUGUGAAUUCUUCCUUCAAGACGAAGUCAGUCGUAAACGUCCGAAAUGGUCGUACAAAAUGCAAAACGUCUCUUAGCCACACGUUAACUGGAGCCACGUGAAUCACUUUCGGUUAUGCACAUCCCUUCCCUUGUGACGUUAAGUUGAUCUUUCCAGCCAGAUGAUGGAGAGUGAAAAAAGUAGUUAUAAAGACACUGCUCACAAUGGUCAGAACAGUAAGCCAAUGGAAGGAGUUUUCCACAGCCAUUUAGAGGAGAGAGUUCGUCCUUAUAUUGAUCUGAUUGACUCUUUGAGGUUGAUUGGUAUUGAAAAAGAUUUGGCUUUGCCAACUAUUGCUGUAAUUGGAGAUCAGAGUUCUGGUAAAAGCUCUGUGUUGGAAGCACUAUCUGGGGUGGCAUUGCCCAGAGGGAGUGGUAUUGUGACAAGAUGUCCACUGGAGCUGAAGCUGAGGAAGAUAAAAUGUGGUGUUCAAUGGCGAGCCGUAAUUUAUUACAAAGAUGAGUGUGCUGCCUUCACUGACCCAUCAGAGGUUGAGGGUUUCGUUAAGAAAGCCCAGAAUGAUCUGGCUGGAGACGGAGUUGGAAUUUGUGAUGAUCUCAUCACUUUGGAGAUCAUGGCUCCUGAUGUAUGUGACCUCACACUGAUCGAUCUCCCUGGGAUUGCGCGAGUUCCUGUAAAAGGUCAACCUGAAGACAUUGGACAUCAAAUCAAAAAACUUAUUCUGAACUAUAUAGAGAAGGAUCAAACAAUAAAUUUGGUCGUAGUCCCAUGUAAUGUUGACAUAGCAACAACAGAAGCUCUAAAAAUGGCACAGGAAGUGGAUCCUGAAGGAAAAAGGACUCUUGCGAUUCUUACAAAGCCAGACCUUAUAGACAAGGGAACAGAAAAGAACAUCAUGGAUAUUGUCAGAAAUCAGGUCAUUCCUUUAAGCAAAGGCUAUGUCAUUGUUAAGUGUCGUAGCCAAAAGCAAAUUGAUGAUAAGAUCUCUCUGACUGAGGCCACUCGAGUAGAAAGGGAAUUCUUCAGACGUCAUGAAUACUUCAGUUGCCUGUUGAGUGAGGAGAAAGCAACGAUUCAGUGUCUUGCUACCAAACUGACUCAAGACCUGGUUGAUCACAUCAAAAAAUCAUUACCACUGAUCUCUGAAGAGAUCAAGAAGCAGCUGUGGUGGUUGAGAAAAGAGCUUAGUCAGUGUGAAGCUGGACCACCACUGGAUCCACAGAAGAGGAAGACCUUCUUUAUUGAUACCUUGAUGAAAUUUAGUGAUAAGAUCAAUCGCUUGGCAUCUGGGGAAGUGAUCAACAAUGAUAACUUGUUUGUGAAGCUUCGGUCUGAAUUCAGAAAGUGGAAAGAGCAUCUUGACAACACAAAGCCAUCAUUUCACAAAACGGUCCAGGAAGUGGUGAAUGAAUAUGACCUGAAACACAGAGGACGAGAGUUGCCCGGCUUCAGUGACUACAAGGUGUUUGAGAUUGUGGUGCAGAACCUUGUGAUCCAGCUAACAGAACCAGCGAUUGACACACUCAGGGUCAUCAGAGACACCAUUCAGCAACAGUUUUCAGAUGUGUCCAAAACCUGCUUUCUCCACUACCCUUACCUCCACUCUGUUGCAGUGAACAAGAUAGACAACAUUCAGUCAAAGCAGGAAUCCAAGGUGAAGAAGAGGAUCACGGAGCAGUUUGAGAUGGAGCAACUGGUCUACACUCAAGAUGGCAUCUACUUCAAAACCUUGAAUGAGAUUCAUUGUACUGAGGAACAGACAGCUUCAGAAGAAAACUUUGCUGGAUUUGAUAGCAGAAGCAAAUAUCCUGAAAUGCUGCAGGCUUAUUACGAGAUCGUGGUGCAGCGCUUGGCUGAUCAGGUACCCAUGUUGAUCAGAUACUUCAUGCUGAAGGAAUCUGCUCAGUUGCUGCGCACCGAGAUGUUGGGUUUAAUUGAUGGUGCCAACGUGUCCGAUGUCUUGCGUGAAGAGUCGAAUAUCAGCAGACACCGCAUUGAGCUGCAGAACCGUUUGGAACGUCUUAACAUUGCUCAAGGGAAACUCAGCAACUUUAUUUGAAGCUACAGGGCUGCUGUAGAUCAGAGUUUUGCAUCUUUUUUGAAGGUUAGCACCUGAUUAACCUUUCAAUUAAUAAAUAUGAUUUUAAAUACUACAGAUCUGUUGGCUUGUAGACCCACUGACUGUCACCACUGAUUUUAAAGGAAUCCAAAUAUUAUAGCUGUUCUGAUAAUAACCAUAAAGAACUCGAAAUGUAUUUAUGUAUAAUAUAAAAUUAAACUUAGACAACAACUGCAACAUGGCAAUUCUAAUUCUAAAUAUUGAAUCAGUACAGAAGAACAAUCAUAGAAAACAAAUGAUAAGAAAGACAUGAUCAAUCAAUAUUUGCUGUCUAAAUUUUUUAUUGUCAAGUCAAGAAGCUUUUAUUGUCAUUUCAAGCAUAUAUAGCUGUUACAGUACACAGUGAAAUGAGACAACGUUUCUCCAGGAUCAUGGUGCUACAUAAAACAAAAACAGGGCUAUAA
Tachysurus fulvidraco (yellow catfish) is the source of this 3044-nucleotide messenger RNA. Its product is annotated as interferon-induced GTP-binding protein Mx2-like. Gene Ontology annotation, cellular component: nucleus; microtubule; cytoplasm. The transcript is spliced from 15 exons. Gene Ontology annotation, biological process: defense response to virus. Bases 682 to 2580 code for a protein of 632 amino acids. The record is from RefSeq and is a predicted model, not a curated record. Lineage: Eukaryota; Metazoa; Chordata; Actinopteri; Siluriformes; Bagridae. Gene Ontology annotation, molecular function: GTPase activity; GTP binding; microtubule binding.